Messenger RNA from Trichoderma asperellum CBS 433.97, 630 nucleotides. RefSeq lists its product as uncharacterized. The record is from RefSeq and is a predicted model, not a curated record. NCBI's taxonomy places the organism in Eukaryota, Fungi, Ascomycota, Sordariomycetes, Hypocreales, Hypocreaceae.
AUGCCCAUCACCGAAGUAGUAUUUCCACUGUUCAAGCUGGACCCUGAGUCUCUCGCAGCCCUAAAAGCAGCCACCCCAACAUUGUUUGCGAGCGUCAAGGACGUUGGGGGCCUUUUGACUCUCGUUCGGGGACCGCUUCUGGAAGAGAACGGACAGGCUGUCGAUCCAAACACUCACAGAAGUGUACUUUCCCUUGAAUGGACGGAUGCAGCGUCUUUUCACAACUUCUACCCAGCAUCGGAGAAGUUCUUGAGUUUUGUCAAUAUUAUCAAGCCAAUAGUUGUUGCUCCGCCUGUACCGCAGCUAUUCCAGGCUGAAGAUCGAUCAACCCAGUGCCUAUUUUCAGACAUCACUCAGAUCAUCAGAGUCCAGUCCAACAGCGGAACAGAAGAGACGUGGAAGCGCAUCGAACAACUCCUUGAAACAUCUGUCGGAGAAAAGCUGCCUUCUUACCAUGCAGGCGGAAUUGAAAAGGACGAGGCUUUCUUUCUGGGCUUGAUUGGCUGGAAGAGCAAAGAGCAAUAUGAUCAAUUUGGAAAGCAGAAGGAUUUCCUGGACUUGGUUAAGCAGCUUAACGCCCAGAAUGAGGCUGAUAAUUUCGUUGUACAGUUGUCAAAAGUAGAUAUUUAG